Phialemonium atrogriseum is the source of this 1211-nucleotide messenger RNA. RefSeq names its product NAD(P)-binding domain protein. Gene Ontology annotation, biological process: secondary metabolic process. The transcript is spliced from 2 exons. Lineage: Eukaryota; Fungi; Ascomycota; Sordariomycetes; Cephalothecales; Cephalothecaceae. The record is from RefSeq and is a predicted model, not a curated record. Gene Ontology annotation, cellular component: cytoplasm. Bases 133 to 909 code for a protein of 258 amino acids. Gene Ontology annotation, molecular function: oxidoreductase activity.
CAACUCGGCCUCGCUUUGCAAUACACAUCUCUUGAAACUGCGUUUUCAUUAGUCUCCCUUCUCACAACUACAAGACUACUUGCUACCGCUUCAUAAUUCGUUUUACCCCAGCCAGAGGAUCCUGCACACACAAUGGCUGCUACCGCAAAGAAGAUCGUCCUCAUCACCGGAGCCAACACCGGCAUCGGAUGGGAAACCGUCAAGGCCUUGCUGCAAUCCAGCCAGCCCUACCGCGUGUUCCUGGGCUCGAGGUCUCUAGAGAGGGGUGAAGAGGCGAUCUCAUCCCUGAAGAAGAAGGUCCCCGAGACGAGCAGCAGUGUCGAGACGAUCCAGGUGGACGUCGAGAGCGACGACUCCAUUAAUCAGGCGUACGAGAAGAUCAAGGCCGGCCCCGGGUAUAUCGAUGUACUCGUGAACAACGCAGGAGCGGCAAUGGAUCCCAAGAUCGCCAAGGGCGAAAUGACCCUCCGGGAGGCCUACAACAAGACCUACGACAUCAACGUGUCAGGCACGCAGGUCCUGACGCACACCAUCCUCCCCCUGCUGCUCAAGUCCGCGGACCCGCGACUCAUCUUCAUCACAAGCGGCCUAUCGUCGCUCGAGAACAUGAGCAACCCCUCGGGGCCCAAGCCACGCGUCCCGUCCCCGGACGGGUACCGCGCCAGCAAGGUGGCGCUGAACCUGGUGAUGCUGUCGUGGCACGCGAGGCUGCGGGAGGACGGCGUCAAGGUGUGGUGCGUGUCUCCCGGCUUCCUGGCGACGGGGCUGGGUGGGGACAAGGAGCUGCUGGUCAAGAGCGGGGCGGGGCACCCGUCGAUUGGGGGGAAACUCAUCACUUCUGUUGUCGAGGGGGAGAGGGAUGCCGAUGUUGGGAAGGUCGUUGCUGGGCAGGGAGUACAGCCGUUUUGAGGAGCCGGGAAGAAGAAUCAGAGCUGACUUGUUCGUGUCACUUGAGGAGCAAAAUUCGUUACGCAAAAGGCUGUGUCCGUGGGUGUUGAUGCUUGUUGUGUGUGUGCUUGUGAUGUGAUCUUUAUUGCUGCGGACGGAGAUGGUGUUAAAUGCUGAAUAACGAUUGGUUUACUACCUAACUAAAUGCACAGGACGCAACCUGGAAGGUCAUACAUAACUUACACAGCCCCAUCUGUUGAACCUCAGAAUCCCCACUGGCUACACCAGUGUUUCAUCAAAUCCGGCGUCACUGCCUUCAUCUC